Molecule: messenger RNA, 549 nt
Organism: Kogia breviceps (pygmy sperm whale)
Lineage: Eukaryota; Metazoa; Chordata; Mammalia; Artiodactyla; Physeteridae
Source: RefSeq, a predicted model, not a curated record
GGCCACAGAGGGUCCAUCAAAGAGGAGAUUAGCCACCAGCCCCCAGAACACAUGGGGGUGAAGGAUAGAAGCCAUUUAAGGGAGAGUGAUUCUGAGGAGGAAGAGGAAGAGAAGGAAGAGGAUCACAGCUCCCAUGAAGAAGAUGAUGAAGGUUCAGAGGAGGGAGGAGAAGGCACCCAUCAUGGUAGCCUGGACCAGGAGGAUGAGGAAGACAAGGAGGAAGGUCAUGGCCUCAGCCUGAGGCAGGAGGAGGAGGAAGAAGAGGAGGAAGAGGAGGAGGAAGAAGAGAAGGAGGAGAGGAGGGAAGAAAGGGCUGAGGUUUGGGUCCCACUGAGCCAAGACCACCAGGAGGAAGAAGAUGAGGAGGAGGGGCUGGAGGAAGAUGAGCUCCCCUUCACCAUCAUCCCCAACCCACUGGCCAGGAGGAAGGUGUCUGGAGGUGCCUCCAGUGAAGAGGAGAGUGAUCAGCAGGAUGCCCAGGAGUACAGGAACUAGCAGCCAGGGUCCCUGUGUGGCUACUGCUCCUUCGGCAAUUGAUGCAAUGAAUGU